This is a messenger RNA of Penicillium atrosanguineum, 462 nucleotides long. RefSeq lists its product as uncharacterized. The record is from RefSeq and is a predicted model, not a curated record. Lineage: Eukaryota; Fungi; Ascomycota; Eurotiomycetes; Eurotiales; Aspergillaceae. The coding region runs from base 1 to 462 and encodes 153 amino acids. The transcript has 2 exons.
AUGCCACCAAAGCAAGCAAAGCUAGAUUCGCGGUCUUGCACCCUCCUCUUUAAGAAGCACAAGACCACCGUCCUCCUCUCGCUUCAAUCCCAUGAGUCUAUCACUUCAGCCAAAGAGAAGCUUCUCCAAGCUUUGAAUUCACGACAGCUUCGCGAUAUCAAUGGCGACGUUAUUCCCGAUGACCCUGCGGCGAUAGAGCUUGGCGUGCCCAUGGACCGAAGCGACCUAGACAAAGGAUGGAUGAGCUUAACAAUGGAUGUCCCAGGUCAAGAAAGCGGUGCAAAGACCGGAAAGAAAAAGUUGUCAGAUACUCUGCAAGCUGCAGGGCUGGAGAAUGGUCACUCAGUUGCAUUCCGGUUCCGCAAAUUGGGUGCAGGUGACGAGGUCGAUACGGAUAUGGAUCUUAAUGAUCCGGGUUGGGAUGUGAUUAUCCCAAGCUUCGAUGAGGAGGAAGAGGCAUAG